Clonostachys rhizophaga is the source of this 1686-nucleotide messenger RNA. The record is from the annotation of a GenBank genome assembly. NCBI's taxonomy places the organism in Eukaryota, Fungi, Ascomycota, Sordariomycetes, Hypocreales, Bionectriaceae.
AUGACGCCCCAAGAACGACCUGGUCUCUUGACCUUGCCAUCGGAGAUCCAAACGAAAAUCUUUUCCCACCUCGCUUUGUCCUUCGGAAAACCAAGCAUACAAGCGGUCCUUAGAACUUGCAAGCAGCUAUAUGAGAUAGCCCUUCCGCUCACCGUGAAGGUCUUUCGAAACACUGUCCCGUGGCCUGGAACUCACGGACCAUGUUCUCCGGCUCGCAAUAUACAAUUCCUACGCUAUAUUCUCAUUACCAAGCCUUGUCUGGCCAAGCACGUGAAGACUGUGAUUCUUGGCAGGUUCUCGACUGACCAUGGAGGAGACGCAGAUGGCAAGGAGGCAGCCCAAGGCCAAGAAAGCAUUGAUCGUGAGGAGCUCGCCGUCUAUCAGCGGUAUAUCCAGCUCAGAUUGGGCCAACUACCAUCGGGCGACAGUGCUUCAUGGUGUGAUUCUUGGGUAGAGGACCUUGGGAAUGGCACUUCUGAUGCUCAGAUUGCUUUGAUUCUUCUUGCCUGCCCCAACAUCCGGACUCUAUACUUUGAAGUAUCUGAUUCCAACCACUUCGUUCGAUUGCUAAGAACGGCUCGAGAUAUGUCGACUCGAAAUGGCCAACCCGGAGAGCCUGGAUCUGUACAGGAUGGCGGCCAUUUCCCGAAGAUAAGCGUGCCGCUCUGCAACCUCCAAGAGGUCUUUCAUGAACAGGGAGACUUUAGAGAGCGCCAGCAGGACUUCCAAAAAGAAGCAAAAGAACUCUUUACAUUACCUCGACUCCGGGUUUACGAAGCUCUCGGAGUUCAGGGGACAGACAUUAAAGAUGAAUACUUCAGAACUCUACCGGCAAGAGCUUCUCCAGUUGAAGAGAUAACUCUCUCUAACUGCUAUUACACUUGGGAACUCUGGCUUAUACUGGGUGUCUGUCGCGCUGUUAGGAAAUUCGAAUUCAGUUAUUACAGGCCUGAUUGGCUUCUUGGAUAUCCUAAGCUAUUGAUGGCUGAUGACAUCAUGGAUGGCAUCUGGUUACAUCAUAAAACACUCGAAUACCUAUACUUAAAUCUACAGGAGGAUGUGAACUAUGACUGGGAUACUAUCUCAAUUAGUCCUGAGAACCUAUAUCUGGGGAUGAGGCUUCGUCAGAUGCAUUCCUUGAAAACGCUUGUAGUAGGUAUGCAGGCCCUGACGGGAAUGCUUGCUUCCAAGCCUCUUGGAAGCGAGAACAUGCCUCUCAAGGUCGAAGGUGCCCCUAGGAUGGUGGAUUGUCUGCCUGACAACCUAGAGCGUAUUACGAUUCAUUCUUGUGGCGAAGCAAUACUAGACCAGCUGCAGGAGUUGGUCAAGAGUGCUUGCCAUGGUCGCCUCAAAAAGCUCAACUAUAUUUGUGUGCUAUACGAUUAUUGGAGGGUAAACGUUAAGGAGAUUUGUGAAUAUCAUGAAAAAAUCCCACAGUUCAGGAGGGAGCCAGAGGGGCGUUCUGUUGUCACGGUUGCCGCGACGCAGAUCAGAGAAGCAAACUUGCACGACUCGUUCGGGACCUUUUCUCUCUCAGGGCUAACGUACAAUGCCAUGUCCAAAAUUUAUGCUCCCCAUCUUCGUCGACAAUACUUGGAGCGCAGAAUGAAUCAUGAGUAUUGGAAUGCUGAAUACAACUAUAAGGACGACCCUAACUUGUUUGAUGAUACAUAUGACGAGGAAUAA